AUGCGGGAGCCUCACCCCGAUAUCACGCCGUACCCGGACUUCAUCAUCGACGCCGCUGGAUUCGGCUUCGUGGCGGGCGGCAUAAUUGGCUUCCCUUACCACUUCAUCAAGGGCAUCUACAACUCGCCCAGUGGCCGGCGCCUCGCCGCCGGCGCUCAGUCUGUCCGCAUAAACACGCCCCCCCUUGUUGGCGUUUCAGCCGCCUAUCUCGCCCUCGUAGAAAUCUUCCACUACACGAUGAUAUCGGCGCGCAAGAAGGACGACUUCUGGAGCCACGUCCUUCCCAGCUUCGCCGCCGGCGCCUGCCUGCCAGUCGGUCGUGGACCACGCGCCGUCGCCACCACCGCGUUCUGCUGUCUUGGCGCGGCCACUACGGUGUACACCGUCAGACACUUCGGCUGUCCUUCCCCGCCCCCGUUUGAAGAUCCCGGCCUGACGCCACCGUCGGUCGUCGACUCUAUUCCUACCGAGUCGGUGAGGGAUGUUGAUCUUCGAUGCACCCAUCACAUCUAG
This is a messenger RNA of Lolium perenne, 513 nucleotides long. RefSeq names its product mitochondrial import inner membrane translocase subunit TIM17-3-like. Lineage: Eukaryota; Viridiplantae; Streptophyta; Magnoliopsida; Poales; Poaceae. The record is from RefSeq and is a predicted model, not a curated record. Gene Ontology annotation, molecular function: transmembrane protein transporter activity. Gene Ontology annotation, cellular component: TIM23 mitochondrial import inner membrane translocase complex. Gene Ontology annotation, biological process: protein import into mitochondrial matrix.